Molecule: messenger RNA, 8402 nt
Organism: Chrysemys picta bellii (western painted turtle)
Lineage: Eukaryota; Metazoa; Chordata; Testudines; Emydidae
Source: RefSeq, a predicted model, not a curated record
UGUUGGGGACCAUAGAGUGAAUCUCAUAACAGGAAGCUAGGGCAGAGGAGACAGAAUACUGCAGAGGUUUCUUUGUUGUUGGGUUUUUCUUUCUUUCUUUCCAUGAGGCUAAUAUAAAUAUAAGAGUUACAAGCUUCUUUGCUGAGGAACCUGAACAACUGCAGCAGAAGGAGCCUGAUCAUCUAUAAGUAUAUGGAUGUAUAUUAUGCUAUGAUUUGUAAUUCUCUUUUUAUCAGCACUUUUUUAUGUGUGAGGCUAAACGGUAAUUAAGAAGUGCAGGAUGAAAAGAUGGCACAAUCAGUGCUGGUACCACCAGGACCUGACAGCUUCCACUAUUUCACAAGAGAGUCACUUGCAGCUAUCGAACAACGUAUUGCUGAAGAAAAAGCUAAGAAGUCUAAAAAAGAACGUAAAGAUGAUGAUGAUGAAAAUGGACCAAAACCAAAUAGUGAUCUGGAGGCAGGAAAGACACUGCCAUUUAUUUACGGCGACAUACCUCCAGGAAUGGUGUCCGAGCCCUUGGAGGAUCUGGACCCAUAUUAUAUCAAUAAAAAAACUUUUAUAGUAUUGAAUAGAGGGAAGGCAAUCUUCCGAUUCAGUGCUGCCUCUGCCGUGUACAUGUUAACUCCCUUCAAUCCUCUUAGAAAAAUAGCUAUUAAAAUUUUGGUACAUUCAUUGUUCAGCAUGCUUAUUAUGUGCACUAUUUUGACCAACUGUGUAUUUAUGACCAUGAGUAACCCUCCGGAGUGGACAAAGAAUGUAGAAUACACAUUCACUGGAAUUUAUACCUUUGAAUCACUUGUAAAAAUUCUUGCAAGGGGCUUCUGUUUAGAAGAUUUUACUUUUCUUCGAGACCCAUGGAAUUGGCUAGAUUUCACUGUCAUUACAUUCGCAUAUGUGACAGAGUUUGUGGACCUGGGCAAUGUCUCAGCGUUGAGAACAUUCAGAGUUCUCCGAGCAUUGAAAACAAUAUCAGUCAUUCCAGGCUUGAAGACUAUCGUGGGAGCCCUCAUUCAGUCUGUGAAGAAGCUCUCAGAUGUAAUGAUCUUGACUGUGUUUUGUCUGAGUGUAUUUGCACUAAUAGGGCUGCAGCUGUUCAUGGGCAACUUGAGGCACAAAUGCUUGCAGUGGCCUCCAGACAAUUCUACUUUGGAAAUAAAUGUUAUUUCCUACUUUAAUAGCACAAUGGGCGAAAAUGGAACAUUUGUUAAUACAACAGUGAGCACAUUUAAUUGGGAGGAAUACAUCGAGGAUAGAAGUCAUUUUUACUUUUUGGAAGGUCAAAAUGAUGCUCUGCUGUGUGGCAACAGUUCAGAUGCAGGUCAAUGUCCAGAAGGAUAUAUAUGUGUAAAAGCUGGUAGAAAUCCCAACUAUGGCUACACAAGCUUUGACACAUUCAGCUGGGCGUUUUUGUCACUCUUUCGACUGAUGACUCAGGACUUUUGGGAGAAUCUUUAUCAGCUGACGCUACGUGCUGCUGGCAAAACAUACAUGAUAUUUUUCGUUCUGGUGAUUUUCCUGGGUUCUUUCUAUCUGAUUAACUUGAUCCUGGCUGUGGUCGCCAUGGCCUAUGAAGAGCAGAAUCAAGCAACCAUGGAAGAAGCAGAGCAGAAGGAGGCAGAAUUUCAGCAGAUGCUUGAACAGCUGAAAAAACAACAAGAAGAAGCUCAGGCAGCAGCAGCAGCUGCAGUAGCAGCUGAUUCAAGAGAGUUCAGCGGAGUAGGUGGGGUAGGAGGAUUCUCUGAAAGUUCUUCUGAAGCAUCGAAGUUGAGUUCAAAGAGUGCUAAAGAGAGAAGGAACAGAAGGAAGAAGAGAAAACAGAAGGAGCAGUCUGAAGGAGAGGAGAAAGAUGAGGAAGAUUUUCACAAAUCUGGAUCAGAAGAUAGCAUCAGAAGGAAAGGUUUCCGAUUCUCCAUUGAAGGGAACAGGCUGACAUAUGAAAAGAGGUUCUCUUCUCCACAUCAGUCUUUGCUGAGCAUUCGUGGCUCCCUGUUUUCCCCAAGGCGCAGCAGCAGAACGAGUCUUUUCAGCUUCCGAGGUCGAGCAAAGGAUGUAGGAUCAGAAAAUGACUUUGCCGAUGAUGAACAUAGCACUUUUGAAGACAAUGAGAGUAGAAGAGGUUCUCUCUUUGUUCCACAUAGACAUGGUGAACGGCGCAACAGUAACAUUAGUCAGGCCAGUAGGUCAUCCAGGAUGGUACCAGUGCUUCCAGCAAAUGGGAAAAUGCACAGCACUGUAGAUUGCAAUGGAGUGGUUUCUUUAGUUGGUGGACCUCCGGCUCUCACGUCACCUGGACAGCUUCUUCCAGAGGGCACCACAACAGAAACAGAAUUAAGAAAGAGACGGACAAGUUCUUACCAUGUUUCUAUGGAUUUCCUGGCAGAGCCCAGUGCAAGGCAAAGAGCAAUGAGUUUAGCCAGCAUACUCACAAACACAAUGGAAGAACUUGAAGAAUCCAGGCAGAAAUGCCCACCAUGCUGGUAUAGAUUUGCUAACACAUGCUUGAUCUGGGAUUGCUGCACUCAAUGGUUAAAAGUAAAACAUAUUGUAAAUUUGAUUGUGAUGGAUCCAUUUGUCGAUCUUGCUAUUACUAUCUGCAUUGUUUUAAACACAUUGUUUAUGGCCAUGGAGCAUUAUCCAAUGACGGAACAGUUUAGUCACGUGCUUUCAGUAGGAAAUCUGGUCUUUACUGGGAUCUUCACAGCAGAAAUGUUUCUCAAGAUAGUUGCCAUGGAUCCUUAUUAUUAUUUCCAAGAAGGCUGGAAUAUUUUUGAUAGUAUUAUUGUGAGCCUCAGUUUAAUGGAGCUUGGUCUUGCAAAUGUGGAAGGAUUAUCUGUUCUCAGAUCAUUCAGAUUGCUUCGAGUUUUCAAGUUGGCAAAAUCUUGGCCAACACUGAAUAUGCUGAUAAAGAUUAUUGGUAACUCAGUGGGGGCUUUGGGAAAUUUGACCUUGGUGCUGGCCAUCAUUGUCUUCAUUUUUGCUGUGGUUGGUAUGCAGCUGUUUGGUAAAAGCUACAAGGAAUGUGUCUGCAAGAUCUCCAAUGACUGUGAACUUCCACGCUGGCACAUGCAUGACUUCUUCCACUCUUUCUUGAUUGUGUUCCGAGUACUAUGUGGAGAAUGGAUAGAGACUAUGUGGGAUUGUAUGGAGGUUGCGGGGCAAGCCAUGUGCCUUAUUGUUUUCAUGAUGGUCAUGGUGAUUGGAAACCUAGUGGUACUCAACCUCUUUCUGGCCUUACUGCUGAGCUCAUUUAGUUCAGACAACCUUGCGGCUACAGAUGAUGAUAAUGAAAUGAACAAUCUCCAAAUUGCAGUGGCAAGGAUUCAGAAGGGAAUAGAUUAUGUGAAAAGAAAAGCACAUGAAUUCAUCCAAAAAGCCUUUGUUAGAAAACAGAAAGCUUUAGAUGAAAUCAAGCCUCUUGAAGAUCUAAACAACAAAAAAGACAGCUGUAUUUCCAACCAUACUGUCAUAGAAAUAGGUAAAGACCUUAACUAUCUUAAGGAUAGGAAUGGAACUACCAGUGGCGUAGGCAGCAGCGUGGAAAAAUAUGUCGUCGAUGAAAGUGAUUACAUGUCAUUCAUAAACAAUCCAAGCCUCACUGUGACAGUACCAAUUGCUGUUGGGGAAUCAGAUUUUGAAAAUUUAAAUACAGAAGAGUUUAGCAGCGAGUCAGAUCUAGAGGAAAGCAAAGAGAAGCUAAAUGCAUCCAGCUCAUCUGAGGGUAGUACAGUUGAUAUUGGACUUCCUCAAGAAGGAGAACAGCCAGAGAUAGAACCUGAAGAAGCUCUUGAACCGGAAGCCUGUUUUACAGAAGGCUGUGUACGGAAGUUCAAGUGCUGUCAAGUCAGCAUAGAAGAUCGGAAAGGAAAAAUAUGGUGGAAUCUUAGGAAAACCUGCUACAAGAUAGUUGAACACAACUGGUUUGAGACCUUCAUUGUCUUCAUGAUUCUCCUCAGCAGUGGUGCUCUGGCUUUUGAAGAUAUAUACAUUGAACAGCGCAAGACUAUCAAGACCAUGCUGGAAUAUGCUGAUAAGGUCUUCACUUACAUCUUCAUUCUGGAAAUGCUUCUAAAAUGGGUUGCUUAUGGUUUUCAAACCUAUUUCACUAAUGCCUGGUGCUGGCUGGACUUCCUGAUCGUUGAUGUCUCUUUGGUUAGCUUAACAGCUAAUGCCUUGGGCUACUCAGAACUUGGUGCGAUUAAAUCCCUUAGGACAUUAAGAGCUUUGAGACCUCUAAGAGCCUUGUCACGAUUUGAAGGGAUGAGGGUCGUUGUGAAUGCCCUCUUAGGAGCAAUUCCAUCCAUUAUGAAUGUGCUUCUUGUUUGUCUUAUAUUCUGGCUAAUCUUCAGCAUCAUGGGAGUAAAUCUGUUUGCUGGCAAAUUCUACUACUGUGUUAAUACCACAAAUGAUGAGAGGUUUGAUAUCAGCCAAAUCAACAAUUAUAGUCAAUGUGAGGACCUCAUAAACAACAAUGAAACAGCCAGAUGGAAAAACGUUAAAGUAAACUUUGAUAAUGUAGGACUUGGCUAUCUUUCUCUGCUUCAAGUAGCCACAUUUAAAGGAUGGAUGGAUAUAAUGUAUGCAGCUGUGGAUUCUCGAAAUGUAUUGGAUCAGCCUAAGUAUGAGGACAACCUGUACAUGUAUCUUUACUUUGUCAUCUUUAUCAUCUUUGGAUCAUUCUUUACCCUGAAUCUUUUCAUUGGUGUCAUCAUAGAUAAUUUCAACCAGCAAAAAAAGAAGUUUGGAGGCCAAGACAUCUUUAUGACGGAAGAACAGAAGAAAUAUUACAAUGCAAUGAAAAAGCUGGGUUCAAAGAAACCACAAAAACCUAUACCUAGGCCAGCGAACAAAUUCCAAGGCAUGGUCUUUGAUUUUGUGACAAAACAAGUAUUUGACAUCAGCAUCAUGAUUCUUAUCUGCCUUAACAUGGUCACCAUGAUGGUAGAAACAGACGACCAGAGUGAUGAGAUGCAAAAUAAUUUAUGGUGGAUUAACCUUGUGUUCAUUGUCCUUUUCACUGGAGAAUGUAUUCUGAAACUGAUUUCACUUCGUUAUUACUAUUUCACCAUAGGCUGGAACAUUUUUGAUUUUGUAGUUGUCAUUCUCUCUAUAGUAGGUAUGUUUCUAGCUGACCUGAUUGAAAAAUAUUUUGUGUCCCCCACCUUGUUCAGAGUUAUCCGACUCGCCAGAAUAGGUCGAAUCCUGCGUCUCAUUAAGGGUGCUAAAGGGAUCCGCACUCUGCUUUUUGCUUUGAUGAUGUCUCUUCCUGCUUUGUUUAACAUUGGUCUCCUGCUUUUCCUGGUCAUGUUUAUCUAUGCUAUAUUUGGAAUGUCCAACUUUGCCUACGUUAAGAGGGAAGUUGGUAUUGAUGACAUGUUCAACUUUGAAACUUUUGGCAACAGCAUGAUCUGCCUAUUUCAAAUUACCACAUCAGCUGGUUGGGAUGGUUUGUUAGCACCAAUUCUGAACAGUGGAGAACCAGACUGUGACCCUUACAAAGAUCACCCAGGAAGCUCGGUUAAAGGAGACUGUGGUAACCCUUCAGUUGGGAUUUUCUUUUUUGUCAGUUAUAUUAUCAUCUCAUUUUUAAGUGAGGAUGACUUUGAGAUGUUCUAUGAGGUUUGGGAAAAGUUUGAUCCAGAUGCCACCCAGUUCAUAGAGUUCAGUAAACUGUCUGAUUUUGCAGCUUCACUGGAUCCUCCUCUUCUUUUAGCAAAACCAAACAAAGUUCAGCUUAUUGCAAUGGAUCUGCCCAUGGUGAGUGGUGACAGAAUUCACUGCCUUGACAUCUUGUUUGCUUUUACAAAGCGUGUUUUGGGGGAAAGUGGAGAAAUGGAUACACUUCGAAUACAAAUGGAAGAUCGGUUUAUGGCAGCAAAUCCUUCUAAAGUUUCCUAUGAACCGAUUACAACCACAUUAAAACGAAAACAAGAGGAAGUAUCUGCUGUCAUUAUUCAGCGAGCUUUCAGACGUUACCUUUUAAAGCAAAAACUUAAAAAAGUUUCAAGUAUGUUUAACCAAGAUAAAGAUAAAGAUGAGGAUGACCUGCCUAUCAAAGAAGAUAUGAUUAUAGAUAAGCUAAAUGAGAACUCCACUCCAGAAAAAACAGAUAUGACCCCUUCCACAACCUCUCCACCUUCCUAUGAUAGCGUAACAAAGCCAGACAAAGAGAAAUAUGAAAAAGACAAAUCAGAAAAAGAAGACAAAGAUAAAGACAUCAGGGACGGUAAAAAGUGACAAAGAAUUCCAUUGGUGACAAAUAGUUUACAUCCCGAGAAAGUGACAUAUUUGUGUCAACAAGACUCCUGUAUGAGGUCUAUGCCAAACUGACAGUUUUUACUUAUAUAAAUAUAUAUAUAAAAUGAUUAUAUAUAUAUAUAUACUUAAGGUCAGUGCCUAUAACAAGACAGUGACCCCUCGUCAUCAAACUGUGACUCUGUAAAACAGGGUAACAACCUUGACAGGAGGUUAUUGUUUUCACUACCAGCUGAUGCUGCUGAAGAGGAGACAAAAUGGCUACUCAGACUGUAGGGACCAGUUUAAAAAAAAAGGUGCAAACCUACAAUUUCUGUGUGAUUAACAAAAAACACUUGAGUACAGUAAUUGUAUCCACUGUCUGCAUUUCAACUGCUAUAUUUCCAUAUUUUUACAAAAAUUGGUGUUGGUGAAUUUAUCAUUUUUUUUUAAUUCACAGGUUGUUUCCUAUUAUCUGUGACUAUUUUUGUAAAUGGGUUUUGUGUUGGGGAAGGGGAUCUGAGGACCAGGUCUUUUAUCCUCUGAUUCUCUCUAAUGUACAGGCAGAAGUGAUUUGCAUGAAGGCAUGCUGCACUCAUUGUUCAUGCAUGGAAAACACAUGACACCAUUCGCACAAAGCAAGGGUUUUAACUAUUUCCAUGUUUCAGGGUGGCUCAAUAUUUUGAGGUGCCUACUGAAAGUAUUCAUCUUGUGUCUCAUUCAGAAAAAUCUUAAUGUGCCUGUAAAGUCCCAUAGAACCUACAAUAAUAAAACAGAUAUUUUAUUUUUUCACAAGUCAUUAAAUUAUAGUUGAUACAAACUUCUCUGAAAAAAAAUGUUGGCGAUAUAAACUUGAUUUUUUUAAGUGUUCUUCUGUGGAGAACAAAAUACUCAUUUAAUCUAACCUAGAAAAUUGAACUGACCAAAAAAGUCAACCUUUAUAAAGCUGUUUUGCUUCACCCUGCAGUAUCAUUUAGCCAUCUUCUACUCUCAGCAAGGUUGACACUGUAUGUGUCAAUCAAAUAAUACCAUCUAUGUAAAUAGUUACUUUACCAUGUGGUGCAUGUUUGAGCAAACAAAUAAUGACCUGAGCACAAUAUUUAUUGCAUCAAAUAUGUACCACGAUAAGUGUAGUUUGCAAGCUUUCAACAGAUAAUAUUAUGUAUUCUGUACCAUUAUAGAUAUUUUGGAGGCUAUCACUGAUGCAUGUUUAUCUUGCCUUUGCUGCUGUAUUUUAUUCCUUCCACUGUUCAAAAGUCUAAUAUGGGAAGCCAUAUGUCAGUGGUAAAGUGAAACAAAUUGUUCAACCAGAAAUCAUUCCUUCAUAUCAUCAAGCAAUAGUUUGCAGCUAUUAAAGAGCUUCUUGCUUUGCAUUCUUAAAUUUUAAGUGAAUACUGUACGGUGUAUAGCCAGACUGUACAGGACAUGUUUCAAACUGCUUAAUCUGUUGAAAAUACAUGGGUAGAAUUUUCUAAAAAAAUAUAAAUAUUGUAAAAAUAUCAUUUUAUUUUAUUUUUCAGCAUUUUGUACAUAAAAUCAGAAAUUAAAAUUAUCUUCAGGUUGAUGUCACAGUCACCUUUCUUACUUUCUGUCCAUAGCACUUUUUAAUCAAAGAACUUCACAAAAUAAGAGGUAAAGGAGAGAAUGAGGUAGUUUUAGGUUUCUGCUUCUUUUUAUUAGUACUGUAUUUUUGCACACAUUUUAAUGUGAAAUAAAUUUCAAAUUCAGUCCGAAAUGCACUUGCUUCCAAAUAGAUAUAACUUGUAAUUGAAAUGUGGUGGGAAAGAUUUGUUUGAAAUCCUAGCACUGCCUGCGUCAGAAGUUUCAAGGUAGUCUUUUUAUUCAUGGAAUCAUUGAUCUUUACCAGUGUUUGUUUACAUAGACUAUUCUUAUUCUUGUUGAUUCAUGCUGCACUAGAACUGUUCUAAAUAUACUAUGGGAUAGACAGUGUCUUUUUCACAAGAACUAAGUAGCAAACUUGUAUAAUUGAUCACAUCAGGACAUUUGUGUUUCUUACACAAGCAAAAAUUAAAUGUUGAUUCCUCCUUUAACUAAAACUAUUGACUUGUGUGUUGGUGAACUGCAUGCAGGAAAAUGCUAUUACCAUAAAGAACGGUAAACCACAUUACAGUUGAGCCAAAAGAAUAAAGAUUUCUUUUUUUAUUGUA